This is a messenger RNA of Brugia malayi, 1074 nucleotides long. RefSeq lists its product as uncharacterized. Bases 1 to 1074 code for a protein of 357 amino acids. The transcript is spliced from 8 exons. Gene Ontology annotation, biological process: protein dephosphorylation. The record is from RefSeq and is a predicted model, not a curated record. Gene Ontology annotation, molecular function: protein tyrosine/serine/threonine phosphatase activity; polynucleotide 5'-phosphatase activity. NCBI's taxonomy places the organism in Eukaryota, Metazoa, Nematoda, Chromadorea, Rhabditida, Onchocercidae.
AUGGGACGAACCAGUCGAGUGGUACCGAAACAAUGGUUACGCUACGAACCAAUUGGUCUACCUAUAUCAAAUACACGGUUUUUGGUUUUCAAAACGCCUCUCAGCAUGAUGUUAUCAACGAAAAUACCGAAGGAAAAGCGGUUCACCACUUUGAGCCUCUUACAGAAAUUAGGUGAAAAAGGGAUUCAAGUGGGUCUUAUCAUCGACUUGACGGAUACGGAUCGUUACUAUGAGCGCAAUGAUAUUGAAGGGAUGUGCAUUUUAUAUGAAAAAAUCAAUUGUCCUGGUCGAGGUUUUAUUGAAAGAGAUGAUCUGGUGGAUGCAUUCAAUAUGGCUGUGGAUAGUUUUUUGGAAUCGAAUGCUGAUAAUGAUAUGAUGAUCGGUGUUCACUGUACAAAUGGUGUUAAUCGCAGCGGUUAUUUGAUAUGUCGAUUCUUAAUUGAUCGUUUGGGAUGGUCUUCACAUGAUGCCAUUGAUGCUUUUGAAAGGACUCGUGGCUAUCCAAUUGAACGCGGAUCUUAUGUGCAGGCAUUGCAUAGAGCUGCCAAAGAAAGACGAUCGAAAAAAAAACAUAAACAUAUCGAGGAGAUGAUUUCAAGUGAUGAGUCUGAAGUGCAGAAAAUGUUGAAAAAACGAACUAAACACAGAAAGAGGAGGAAAAAUGAGAAUGGUUCUGGUGAAGAAAAUAGUGCACCUGAUAUGGAAGCUGUUCUUAAUCAAAUGGCAAUAGCAUUUGAGCAGCACCAAUCCUCACUGAAUUCACUUAGCGAAGCAUCGAUGAACUUUGCAACUACUACAGAAGUACAACAAUCACAAUCGUCAUUACACAUUUCUGCCGAAAAUAGUCCAUUUAUUGGUAGUACGGGUACGGGAGAAGAAGAGGAAGACGAUGAUCUUAGUGGUGAGCAGGAUGUACAAACAAUGGGUGCAGGUGACGAACCAGAGAUCGAGGUUUCAAAGUCAAAAAAAAGGCGAGAAAGAAGAUUAAGAUUGCAGAAACAGUUCGAAUUAAUGAAAACAGGCAACUUCUGGAAAAUCAAUGAAAUGCAAAAGGAAAAGUUUGGCACAUCUUAA